AUGCUGCCGGUUGCCGAGCAACCUGGCACUGGCCUGAUGCUGCUCCCGGGCCGGGACCGGCCUGUGGAUCCUGCCGCACGCCAGGAAUUGAUCGAGCUCAUCUCCUCGAGUGCUUUCUUCUGCAGAGGCUACUGCGUCUGGAAAGGACAUCAUUAUUUCAACACUGACGGGACAUCAAUAAGGCCGGUCUCUGCAGGGGUGUCCCAGGCACUGGACAGCCCGAAGAAGCAGUACACUCGGGAUGAUGCUGUCAGCAACGGGCUAACGGGUCCUGCCAGCAGCUCGCCUCCAUCUAAUCACAAAACCACUUCUGAAGUAACGCGCCUUAACCCCCGCGACAAUCAGUCAGAACUGAAGCGUUGGCCCUGUAAACUGACGCAAACCGUCCUGCAGACUUUCCUUCUGCUCGCCCGCUGUGACCAGCUGCGUCUCACGCACCCAGCAGCAAACUCCAGGCUGCGGGAAGAGCCGCUGCAGCCGCUGCAGAGGGAGGAGAGGCCGGGAGAGCUCCGCCAGCAGCAGCGCAAACACCAGCCCCAGGGCCAGCAGACCGCAAAGGCCCCGCAGAUCCCAUCCCAGACGAGGGUAUCUGAAUGCAGAAAGUCUGACCUGGACCCGGGGACGAAUCGACGAUGUUUCUUCCUUGCCUGCAUCCGUUACCCCCUUCCCUCGGCCGCUGUAAGUGCGCGGGAAUCAGGACGCUGCGCCUGGAGCACGGACCCGUCGCAGGGUCGAGAUAAAAUUGUGCCUGUGCCUUGUUCCGCCGUCAGCCAGAUGGAUGGGGAAUGGGCUGGGCAGAGCGAGCUGGGACUGCUCGAUCUGGCUGAGCCCGUGGGCAUUGACAAGCGUUGGUACUCCCAGUCCUCCGCCAGGUUGGAGGCUGGCCAUGAACACGUCUUGCCCAUUGACUAUUACUUUCCACCUCAGAAGACUUGCCUGAUCUGCGGAGAUGAAGCAUCUGGGUGCCACUAUGGAGCCCUCACUUGUGGCAGCUGCAAAGUCUUCUUCAAACGGGCGGCUGAAGGUAAACAGAAGUACCUCUGCGCCAGCCGGAACGACUGCACCAUCGACAAGUUCAGAAGGAAAAACUGCCCGUCCUGCCGCCUGCGGAAGUGCUACGAAGCUGGGAUGACUCUGGGAGCCCGCAAGCUGAAGAAGCUGGGUAACCUGAAGACACAGGAUGAGGCAGAGGCAGCCAGCUCAUGCAGCCCCUCAGAGGAGCAGGCUUCCAAGAUGGUGAUGACACACAUCAACGGGUACGAGUGCCAGCCCAUCUUCCUCAACGUCCUGGAGGCCAUUGAGCCUGGUGUGGUGUGUGCUGGCCACGACAACAGCCAGCCAGACUCCUUCUCCAACCUGCUGAGCAGCCUGAACGAGCUGGGAGAGAGGCAGCUGGUCUACGUGGUCAAAUGGGCAAAGGCCCUGCCAGGAUUUCGCAACCUGCAUGUGGAUGACCAGAUGUCAAUAAUCCAGUAUUCUUGGAUGGGCCUCAUGGUUUUUGCUAUGGGCUGGAGAUCUUUCACCAACGUCAACUCCAGGAUGCUUUACUUCGCUCCAGAUUUGGUCUUCAAUGAGUACCGGAUGCACAAGUCCCGAAUGUACAGCCAGUGUAUCAGGAUGCGGCAUCUCUCGCAGGAGUUCGGGUGGCUUCAGAUCACGCCCCAGGAGUUCCUCUGCAUGAAGGCUCUACUCUUCUUCAGUAUUAGUAAGUGCUCACGUCUUUCCUCAAUUGCCAAGGAUCUGCAUCAGUUUACAUUUGACCUCUUAAUUAAGGCCCAUAUGGUGAGCGUGGACUACCCUGAAAUGAUGGCCGAGAUCAUCUCUGUGCAGGUUCCCAAGAUCCUGUCUGGAAAAGUCAAGCCUAUCUACUUCCACCCACAGUGAUCUUCCCGAGGGAGCCCCCGGUUCCGCCGCCCCGUUCCAGCCAUCUCCCGUCUGUCACUUCUGCACUACUGCACUGCAGUGCCUUGGGGAAUCCCCCCCGCAGAGGCCACGGACAGUUCCGAACCACGACCUGCUGGGAUCUCUGAUGUUUUUCUUUUUCCCGAGGUACCGCUGAACUGAACUACCUGCCCCGGCUCCUGCCCAGACACGCUGUGCUGGGGCAGGGGAUGGCGGCCUGGUGGCAGCGGCACCGUGUCUAUGCUUUCUUCUUUGUGUGUUUGCCACAGUGGCUUUUAGUGGCCCAGGGCCACGGGAGAUCGGGAGAAACGCCCGCAGUUGUUGGGUUUGGGUACUUUUUUUAAAACCAGAACAAGACAAGAAGCUGGUCGAACCUCUCAGUUUGGGUGUGGGUUACUUUAGUCCUUUGGGACUUUUUAUUUGCAUUACGGUGCUGGGAAGCAGAUGAGUUAAAAUACAGCAGUAGAGAAACAGAGAAGAGUUGUGGAGACGAGAUGAACUUGCAGCCUGAUGGAUUUCCAGGACCUGCUGCUGGGUCAGAAAGCUGCCGCGCAGCCGUGGAGGGCUCUGCCCCCGCCAGCACCCUCCUGCCGCCGGCCCCGGUGGAGCGCUGCGGGGCUGUCGUGGAAGGGCUGCCGAGGAAGACGCCCUUCGGGAGGCCCCAAGGAGGGCAGAGAGCGACUGGUUUCCACCUGGGAUGAUUUUCCUGCAGCUGGUGAGGCUGGUCUCGGUCUGGCCAGGCGCUCAGCAGCCACAGUCCCAUCCUGCUGCUCCCACACAGCCGUACCCACGAACCCACCUCCGCAAGUGCCUGACGUCCUCCGACCUGACGCUCUCCCUCCUCCCGCGGGCACCCCAAGGCCCUGCCCGGCCCCUCACCACCUCUGCUCUGUGUCCGCAGACCCCGGGUUUCCAGCUACACGACUUAUUUUCUGUUUGUCCCAACUGUUCUUUCUGAAGCCACCAAGACUGCCUGGCCGGACGCAGUGGGGGCUGUGACGUGGUCUGGCUUUACCCGCACGGGUGGCUACAAGGGCUCCUUGUGCCGGCGAGUCCGUGCCCUGCCGCACGCCGUUCAUUGACCGGGGGGGGGGUUUGCCACCACGGGACGGAGCGGGGUUUGUGGUGGAGCUGUGCCCCCCAGGGCUCUGAGCCCCCCAGGGCUCUGUCACAGUCCUCGGGCACAGAGAUGCCCCAAGCAUGAAGCAGAUGCCGGAGCGUGGAGCGGUGAACCCGGCCGUCAGGUGCCUCACACCGCGCCGUGUUCCCCCGUGUGCCACCCGCUACCGUCCGAUGUCUGAAGGGGAAGGGGAGGGUGAGGCGGUCCGUGUCGUGUGGGAAGGGCUGCUCGUGCUUCUGCUGCUUCUGCUGCUCGUGCUUCUGCUGCCUGGACGGUUCACGAGUUGAGCGUCACCGUCAGCUCGCCGGGCAGGUGCCCUCGUGGUCCAUCUGGGUUCUCUGCAAGCUUGCAGGAACAGAAACACUUAAUUUUCCUGAUGCUGAGAAGUAUUCUCAUUAAGGGAAUUUGCAUUAAGGGUAUUGUCAUUCAUUUUCAUGAAGGGAAGGGGUAGGGAACAAAAAACCCCAACUAUUGAAGAGGGGGAUGUUUCUUUACAGCGGUUUGUAAUGGGUUUUCCUCCCCUGCUAGAUGGGGCUCUGCUCACGCUCAUCCUCCUGAAAUCCCCUCUCGUAGGUGGCAACAGAGUCCGCAGGCGACCUCCCUGCCCGCCAGCCAGCAGGACGGUGUUCUCAGAGGCCUUUCCUAUUGCAGAGGGCUGCACGCAUUUUGACUGUUGAUAUGAUCGACUAAUACUUGCAAAUGAACCAGUAAAAAGGUCCCGCUGGUGCAUUUCCUCUCUUCCUGACCAUUUUCUGGCUAUUUUCGGGAGGCUGCAACAGGCAGCUGGGGGUAACACUCUGAUCUCUGUCAUCAACAGGAGGGUGUUUAUCGGCAAUGUGCAGAGCUUCGUGCUUCCCACAGCCUCGUGUCACUGAGGUUUUCAUUAGUUAAUGAGCACGGAGGUAUCCUGCUGGGAACUUCUGCCAGGAGAUGGGGAGGAAAUCAGGCUGGAUAGGGAUCUGCUGGUGGAGGCUCGCCUGGAUGAAGGCCGGUUUGGAAGGGGGUGCUGCCUGUGGGGCGAGCCGCCGGCGCCUGGUGCCUCCCCGACGGCUGCCGGAGCUCAUGGCAAGUCCCGCAGCCUCGGGGCAGGGGAACAGCCCUUUUUUACACAAAAACUCCCUUGUUAUGAUGUUAUUAGAGGGGUGACUGGAGGAUGUGGGACCCAGUAGCACCUGUGUGUGUAUUUGCUGGCAGGGAGUUCACACUGUUCCUGGUUUAUUUUCAUGGCUGCUGCAGGAACUGGGGAAAAAAGAGGCUUAAGAAAUACCGAAGUCCAGGUCCUGCCAUACAGCUUUGUCCUUUUCUGUGUUUUCUUGUCUCCUUUUGCUUUACUAAAGCAAAGAGGAUUUCCCCAUGUUCACAAUCCUGUGGAAGCUGUCCCGUCCCUGAGGCUUUCCUGGAGACGGCUGAGCCCUGGGAGAGGGGAUGCCCCCGGCGUCGGUGACCUGCAGUGCCCCGUCCCCCCGCUGCCUCAUGGGCUCUGCUUUGUCUUCUCGGGGGGUGUGUGGGCUUUUGUGCCACCUUGGCCCACCUUGGCCCAUCUCCCAGCCGGGUCCUGGCAGCCCCGUCCGCACUCAGCAGGGAGCCUCGAUUAGCAAGAGCGGGAGCUGCUCGGAGAGACGGGGUGAACGGUUCUGGAGAGCCUGGCAGCAUCAGCGCUGUUCCCCCAGAACGCCCAAAGGGCCUCUGUGCUUGGCCCCAGGCAAAGCGGGGUUAAGCCGCGAGCAUCGCGCAGGCGAGGUCGAUGCCGAGCAUGAGGAAGGCAUUGGCCCCUCCUGUUGCUGAAGAUACCUGUUUAAUGCUCUGAGAGAGUUUCUUUUCUAGUUGCACACAGUGCAACUAAAUAUUCUUUGGGAGAUGUGUCAGUAUAUGCCAAUAUUAACAGCAAUUUUCAAUAUAAUAAUUUUUUCUGGUUAGGUACUGCUGUUUUCAGAGGUCCGUCCUUUGAGCAUGAGCAGAGCGCCCGCUGGCACACCCUGGUGUCGGUAUCAACUUCUUCAGCUUUCUUGUAGCUGAGUCUGGUUAGACAGGGAUAGUGUUUGCACUUGGGGGGUGACAGAGUGUCCUUUAUUUCUGCCCUCUUCGACUGCACGAAGUGUCCUUGCACUUUAGGGCAGAAUCCUGGAAUUACACCGUGGUAGCUUUUCUCUAACUGUUCCAAAGUAGACUUUCAGAGGCACAGAAAUUACCGUAACGCCUGGCUGAGUCGUGCUCUGCCCCAUCCCGUCCCGGUGCCUGUUCUCAGGCGAUGCGGCGCCUGGACGUGGUGGAUGGAAACCCGCUGCGGGGCUGGGCACGGCCCCGCUGCAGGGGGGGGCUCCAGCCUGGCCGGGGGGGUCGGCGUGGGAUGGGGGGGCAGCGGUGUGGGCUGCAGCCCCCCGCGCCCCCCUGCGCUCACUCACCUGGAGGCACUUGUGCUCCGUUCCCUUUUCAAGUGGUGGGGAACCUGCCCGUGGGGUUCAAGAAGUGAAGAACACCUGAAACCACAGCACGUUUGUAAUAAGCCGCUCUCUGUGCCGGGUGUUUUGUGUUCUGUGGCAAUUCAGCGCUGGUUUUAUUUGUUACCAUGUCUCUGUAAUAAAGAGUUCUCUAUAUUGAUAUAUAUUCUUUUCUUUGUAAUAAGCCAAAAAGCUCAUUGCUGGUGCCUUUUUCCCGGGGCGGACCCCGAGCCCGCAGCCGUGUUCCCCGCAGUACGGAAGCAGAAUGUCCCUGCCACUGCUGGUUUCGCAGCAGCUGGGCGGGGUGGGGAAGCAGAGGCGCAGGCUGACCCCAGAAGAGCACAGGCGCCUGCAGGCGGGGCAGGAGGACGUUCAGGUACAACGACGUGGUCCUUGGCGAGGGCCAAGCUUUCCUCUUCCUGCGCCCAACACGGGAAGGGCCUUUGCCCGCGCUCGGGCUGCUGCUCCGCCAACUUCAUCCUGCGCAGGGGGAGCGGACACGUGCCGCGUCGCGAGGGCUGCGGCUGCGUUGCGGUUGCAGUGCUGCUGCCUCAGCCCCCUUCAGGCGCGGCAGCGUUCUCCCCCAGUUAAUAGCUCCUGAGGGUGGAUUCUGCUUCUAGAGAAGGACGUUAGUUGGAUUGUUGCCACUGCUCCUUCUUUUACAAAAAUUGGAACUGGCUACAUUGGGUAAGGAAAAUAAGAGACCUACAACGUCACAAGAUCACGGAGAGUGGAGAGCGGCGACGCCGGCUGCCUUGGCCAGCGAGACGCGGUGGAGGGUGCCCAGGAGACCACCACCGCUCAGAAGUCACCGUGCGGGACUGAAGGACACUUUACUGUCGUAACCAAAAAGAGGAGCCUGUCUGGCAUCCGGGAUAAAGACAAAGCCAAUUACACUCCAUGAGGGGAAAUCAGAAUACUCCCUUUCUGCCUGUUUUAGUCUGUGCUUGGGUCCCACGCAAGCCCUCAGCCUGUGCCGUGCCACAGGGCAGACCUUCACGCUUGGUGUUCAGCUCUUUUUGUAAUCUUAAAAUCUGUUGUUGUUCUAAGUACAAUAAAGGCAGACUCUUGUUUGUUGGAACGCUGCUCUGUGCGUGUAUUUGGCUUUUGUUUCAGUUAUCUGCAUGAAAAAUGUUAUCCAGUGUGACGAGUAUUAGCUAUUGACGAUGCCAGGAGUAAGUGGGUCAUUUUUCAGUGGAUGAGGCUGCAUGUUGGGUCAUUCGUAGGCUGUUUUUCACAGUAGGAUUUUGCUAUUAAUCACGUCUGAACUGUUAAUUCAUUUACACAUCAAUUGACUAAUCCUUUCAUAUAUGCCUCCUUGGGUCUUUUAAAUUGAAUUUCAUUUGAUUAAUGUAUUUCUCAAAGCAAGGAGCUAAUAAAGGCCAG
Molecule: messenger RNA, 6846 nt
Organism: Athene cunicularia (burrowing owl)
Lineage: Eukaryota; Metazoa; Chordata; Aves; Strigiformes; Strigidae
Gene: AR
Product: androgen receptor
Exons: 11
Coding region: 1-1884 (627 amino acids)
Biological process (GO): male gonad development; regulation of DNA-templated transcription
Molecular function (GO): DNA-binding transcription factor activity; sequence-specific DNA binding; zinc ion binding
Source: RefSeq, a predicted model, not a curated record